UCUUCGAGUCAUUCCAGACGAAACACGAUCAACUUGGACGACGAUGAAGACAUGAGGGUUGAAGAUGUCGACUUGAAUGCUGCCACGGUUAUUCGAACCGACGAGGCCGUACGUAGGAGCUGGCAGGAGCAAAUUCAUUGCACAGACAAAGACCCCAGUGAAGAUAUUGAAGAAACCGCAAACCCGUGGGCGCCGUUCCAGUCCGAGAUGGACUGGAGAUUCGCGUCAUGGGCCGUUCAGGAGGGCCUGAGCCAAGGCUCUGUAGACCGAGUCUUGGAGAUUCCUGGGUUUCAGGAAAGACUAGGUCUGUCCUAUCACAACUCGCGCUCCCUGCUUCAGCGAGUGGAUUCGCUUCCAGAGCGUGCCGAAUGGAAGGAGCGUUGGCUGAGCUUCAAGGACCGACCAAACGAGCGCCACCUAGUCCAGUUUCGAGACAUCAUCGAAGCCAUUAGGACUUUGUUGGGCAACCCGGCGCAUGCAGGUCAGAUCGUCUAUCGUCCGCGUCGCAUCUUCAGCGACGGAUCGCGAACCAGUCGCAUCUACCAUGAGAUGUGGACC
Fomitopsis serialis is the source of this 558-nucleotide messenger RNA. RefSeq lists its product as uncharacterized. The record is from RefSeq and is a predicted model, not a curated record. The annotation marks the transcript as partial. Lineage: Eukaryota; Fungi; Basidiomycota; Agaricomycetes; Polyporales; Fomitopsidaceae. The transcript has 3 exons.